Molecule: messenger RNA, 1129 nt
Organism: Humulus lupulus (European hop)
Lineage: Eukaryota; Viridiplantae; Streptophyta; Magnoliopsida; Rosales; Cannabaceae
Product: probable methyltransferase PMT26
Exons: 2
Coding region: 162-800 (212 amino acids)
Source: RefSeq, a predicted model, not a curated record
UUGUCUUGGGUGAUUUUUUAGUGUCUCAAUUUUUUUAGCUUAUAUUAACAUCUCACUCCCAACUCCCAUUCCCCAAAUAUCCUACUCUCUCAUUCGAUUCGGUGCCUAGUGAGACUGAGAAAACUCCUAAAGGAACACCCUCAAGAAAACAAAUACCAAAGAUGGAUGAUCUCAUGCCAGUACCAGAAGAAACUAGGCUUCAUUUUACCCCUUUAAAUGAAGAAAAUGGUGAGAGUGAAAAACAUCAAGAUGCUAAAGUUGAAGGAGACCAGAAAAGCUCAAGUGGGUUCAUAGAGAAAAUUCUGCCUAAACUAGUUUCUGGGAAAGAAGAUCAAGAAGUUGAUAAAGAUGAUGAGAAAAGAGGUGGACUCAUAACCCAUCUCAUAUCCAACUUAGUCUCUCCUUCUAGUCCCAAAGGAGGGGAGUUUACAGCUCAAAAGGAUGAAACACCAAAUGGGGAUUCUAAGUCUGAGAAAGAAGGCCAAGAAGUUGAUAAAGAUGAUGAGAGAAAAGGUGGGCUUAUAACCGAUUUCAUAUCCAACUUAGUCUCUCCUUCAAGUCCCAAAACAGGGGAGUUUUCAGCUCAAAAGGGUGAAUCUCCAAAUGGGGUUUCUAAGAGUGAAGAUGAGAAUGGAAUAAGAGAGAAAAAAACAGAUGGUGAGAAGGAGAAUGGUGGUGGUGGUAGUGGUGGUGGUAUCAUUGAGACCAUUGUUUCCCGCUUCCCAACUUCGAUUCCAGAUGAUGUUGUUCCUACACCUGACGAGGCCUGUAUUCUAAUCAACUCCCUUGUCAAAGAUUAGAGAAUGAAAAAAGAAAAGAGAAAAGAGAUCUUGUUUUGUUAUGGUAAUAUUUUUUUUGGGGGUUUAUGAAUAGUUCAGAUUUGUGUUCUGAGGUGUGAUUUGUUAACAUUUGUUAUUUGUUCUUAAAGAGUUGGGUGUGUGUGAAUGUAUAUAACAAUUGCAUCGGCAUACUACACUGCUCACAGUUUGCUUGUAAUGUUUUUAUCCUUAGUUAACAAAAAAGGAAAAAGAAAAGAAAAAAGUACCCAUUUGAUCCAAAGUUAUUUUACUUCUCCUUUUAAAUUCAAAAGUAUGAAAAAGAAAUAAGAAAAAGAUUGGAUUGGAUUGGA